AUGAAUAUUUUCUAUUUAACAGCUCUAUUGUUCAUUCUAAAUGUUGUGUAUUUACAGAAUACCGAAGCAUCGUUUCUCUUCAAAUGGUUCUGUUAUUUUAAGCCUAGCAAUCCAUUUUGUCCAAUGUUACACCUUAUAGCGAAUUCAUCGUUAAAAUUUCAUCAAUGCAACGAAAUGAGAAUGAAUAUUCUGUACAUGACAAAUGUCUUGUUCAUUCUAUAUCUCCUAUGGCUACCAUCAACUGACUCCUCACUUUUUUUAUGUUUACUAGGAUUUACCAGUUUUUGUCCAGAUCCAUUUACUCUUUUAAAGAAUUAUAUUAACAAAACACUAACAGCUUAUCUUUCUAAAAUGAAACUACUGUAUUUAGAAUGAAGUUUGUUAUUAAACCUCCAAAAAAUAAUGUUAAUCGUCUCGAGUAUUUCAAA
Messenger RNA from Schistosoma turkestanicum, 428 nucleotides. Lineage: Eukaryota; Metazoa; Platyhelminthes; Trematoda; Strigeidida; Schistosomatidae. The record is from the annotation of a GenBank genome assembly.